GAUCAGUGCACCAUUGGCAAGGUACCCGCAACUAGCACCACAGCAGCAGCAGCAGUGACCGCAGCGGGCAAUGCUUCGGUCACCACAACAGGUGCCACACAAGCAACCACAGAAGCUUCCACCACCCAAGCUUCCAUCGAAGCUUCCAGCACGGAAGCUCCCACCACAGAAGCGGCCACCAUUACCAAGGCAACAACCACCGUGGCUGCCACCACCAAGGCAACCACAACCACAGAGGCCACCACAACCACCCAGACCACGUCGAUCACGUCCUCGUUGCCCUACGACUGCCAG
Messenger RNA from Symbiodinium pilosum, 294 nucleotides. The record is from the annotation of a GenBank genome assembly. Lineage: Eukaryota; Dinophyceae; Suessiales; Symbiodiniaceae.